GCUUGGGUUUCUGCAUCCCUAGCAGCUUUUUUCCUUGCCAGGUGUCGAGGCCUGCUUUUUGCAGCCGCUUCCCGGGAGUUCCGAAGCUCUGAGCAGCCAGAGCCCCGGAGGCCUUACAGGAACUGGCUGGCAAUUCCCGCCGCCGGCCGCCAGAGGAAGCUGCUUCGCUGCCGUCAUUGCCGAGGAACUCGUGGCCCGGAAGCAGUACCUCGGCCCCUGGGUUCCGCGGCGGCCGCGCUCCGGGAGACUUCCGGCGGGGCGGGCGCAGGGUCUUGGCUUACGGGUUUCGGAAGCGGCGACGGCAAGAUGACCACGCUCCGGGCCUUCACCUGCGACGACCUGUUCCGCUUCAACAACAUUAACUUGGAUCCACUUACAGAAACUUAUGGGAUUCCUUUUUACCUACAGUACCUUGCCCAUUGGCCAGAGUAUUUCAUUGUUGCAGAGGCACCAGGUGGAGAAUUAAUGGGUUACAUUAUGGGUAAAGCAGAAGGCUCAGUAGCUAGGGAAGAAUGGCACGGGCACGUCACAGCUCUGUCUGUUGCCCCAGAAUUUCGACGCCUUGGUUUGGCUGCUAAACUUAUGGAGUUAUUAGAGGAGAUUUCAGAGAGAAAGGGUGGUUUUUUUGUCGAUCUCUUUGUAAGAGUAUCUAACCAAGUUGCAGUCAACAUGUACAAGCAACUGGGCUACAGUGUAUACAGGACAGUCAUAGAGUACUAUUCAGCCAGCAACGGGGAGCCUGAUGAGGACGCUUAUGAUAUGAGGAAAGCACUUUCCAGGGACACAGAGAAGAAAUCCAUCAUACCAUUACCUCAUCCUGUGAGGCCUGAAGACAUUGAAUAACCCUGGGCAGUGGUUCUUAGGCAGAUACUCUAGAUGCUUUAUGGACAAUAUUAUUUUCAUUGGAUGAUUCUGGAGCUCUAUUAGGAGAAAAUCAUUUUAGGUCUCAACGAUUCAAGAAAAUACAGGUUAUCAAUUUAUUUUAAAUCUCAUUGUUUCCAGUUAGCAAUAUCAUACCUAUGAAAGCUGUUCACUAACAAAAUUCAAUUGAAAAGGCAGCUAGGUCAGAAGGAAACAUAACCACUGUUAUGGUUCAUAAUAGUCACUAUGUGUAUGCUAGGGAAAAGACUUGCUCCUGUCUCCUCCUAAAUGCUGUGCCUGAGAACCACUGCUGCAUAUUAUUUGUUUUUAAAUUUUGUAUUGAACUGUUAAUUGAAGCUUUAAAAGCAUAUAUGAAAUGUAUAAAUCUAAGAUUAUAAUAAAACACAUUGUUGACU
Molecule: messenger RNA, 1277 nt
Organism: Sapajus apella (tufted capuchin)
Lineage: Eukaryota; Metazoa; Chordata; Mammalia; Primates; Cebidae
Gene: NAA20
Product: N-alpha-acetyltransferase 20, NatB catalytic subunit
Exons: 6
Coding region: 307-843 (178 amino acids)
Biological process (GO): N-terminal peptidyl-methionine acetylation
Cellular component (GO): NatB complex
Molecular function (GO): protein-N-terminal amino-acid acetyltransferase activity
Source: RefSeq, a predicted model, not a curated record